UACACCAUAAAGUAUAGGGAUAGUAAAGGUAAGGCUCCGUAUAGUAUACACAGGCAAGAGUUAGGAAUAAAGCAUCUGUUUUCAUCCCAGAAAAUGUAAGAUCCUAUGACGACGCCUGGUGGCGCUGCAGGAUAAGAAGGUACAAACGAGCACUGCAGCUACAGUUCCAUUAACAGGCAAAACUACGCAGCAGAACCUGGAAGCCCACGGGAAACUUGGAGGCCACGGGAGGGAGGGCUGGGAGGUCUGAGUCCUCUGAUAGGACCACUCACUGGAAUAUUUCCGAGGUAUCUUGGGAAAGAGCCACAAUCUUGGAUUCUGAAGUCUUUACAGUUCUGCAGAACCACCUUCCAGGGAGGCUUUACAAGACAAGAACAAUGGAGACCAGCGGGAAGCUCAUUUGCAGACAAAGGCAAGUCCUUUUAUUCUUUCUCCUACUGGGCUUAUCUCAGGCAGGUUUGGAACCUAGGCGCUAUUCUGUGGUGGAGGAAACUGAAGGAGGGUCCUUUGUGGCAAAUCUAGGAAAAGAUCUGGGGUUAGGAUUGACAGAGCUGUCCACCCGCGGAGCUCGGAUCAUUUCUCAAGGCAACAAAGAGUAUUUGCAGCUAAAGGUUCAGACUGGGGAUUUGCUCAUAAAUGAGAAACUAGAUCGAGAGGAGCUAUGCGGUCCAAUUGAGCCUUGCUUACUGUAUUUCCAAUUGUUAAUGGAAAAACCCUUAGAGAUAUUUCAGGCUGAACUGAGGGUGGAAGACAUAAAUGACCAUUCUCCUGUGUUCACUGAAAGAGAAAUGAUUCUAAAAAUACCGGAAAACAGUCCUUUAGGAAUUACAUUCCCUCUGAGUAAUGCUCUGGACUUGGAUGUAGGAAGCAACAGUGUUCAAAACUAUAAAAUCAGCCCCAACUCCCAUUUUGAGGUUCUAACCCGGAAACGCAGUGAUGGCAGAAUGUACCCUGAGCUGGUGUUGAAAGAAGAGCUGGACAGGGAGGAAGAGCCUGAAAUCGUAUUAACCUUGACAGUGCUGGAUGGCGGCUCUCCACCUCGGUAUGGGACAGCGCAGGUGCGUGUAGAAGUGGUGGACAGCAACGAUAACGCCCCUGAGUUUGGGCAGCCCAUCUACAAGGUGCAUAUUCCUGAGAACAGUCCUGUAGGCUCCCUGGUUGUCACUGUUUCUGCCAGCGAUUUAGACAGCGGAGCCUAUGGAAAAAUAUCCUACACACUCUUCCAGCCUUCAGAAGAUAUUAGCAAAACUUUGGAAGUAAAUCCUGUAACAGGAGAAAUUCGACUGCAAAAACAAGUAGAUUUUGAAACAGUUCUAUCUUAUGAAGUAGACAUCAAGGCUACUGAUGGGGGAGGUCUUUCAGGAAAAUGCACUCUUCUCCUCCAAGUGGUGGAUGUGAAUGAUAAUCCUCCAGAAGUGACCCUGUCUGCACUUACGAGCCCCAUCCCAGAGAACUCACCUGAGAUUGUAGUUGCUGUUUUCAGGGUUUCAGAUCCUGACUCUGGGGACAACGGGAAGACCAUUUCCUCCAUCCAGGAUGACCUUCCCUUUCUUCUAAAAGCUUCAGUCAAGAACUUUUACACCUUGGUAACAGAGAGAGCACUAGACAGAGAAGAAAGAGCCGAGUACAACAUCACCAUCACCGUCACCGACCUGGGGACCCCCAGGCUGAAAACUCAGCACAACCUAACGGUGACGGUGUCCGACGUCAACGACAACGCCCCGACCUUCAGCCAGACGUCCUACACCCUGCGCGUCCUCGAGAACAACAGCCCCGCGCUGCACAUCGGCAGCGUGAGCGCCACCGACAGAGACUCGGGCGCCAACGCCCAGGUCACCUACUCGCUGCUGCCGCCCCACGACCCGCAGCUGCCGCUGGGCUCGCUGGUGUCCAUCAACGCGGACAACGGGCAGCUGUUCGCGCUCAGGUCGCUGGAUUUCGAGGCGCUGCAGGCGUUCGAGUUCCGCGUGGGCGCGGCCGACCGCGGCUCGCCGGCGCUCAGCAGCCAGGCGCUGGUGCGCGUGCUGGUGGCGGACGCCAACGACAACGCGCCCUUCGUGCUGUACCCGCUGCAGAACGGCUCGGCGCCCUGCACCGAGCUGGUGCCGCGGGCGGCCGAGGCGGGCUACCUGGUGGCCAAGGUGGUGGCGGUGGACGGCGACUCGGGCCAGAACGCCUGGCUGUCGUACCAGCUGCUCAAGGCCACGGAGCCCGGGCUGUUCGGCGUGUGGGCGCACAACGGCGAGGUGCGCACGGCGCGGCCGCUGAGCGAGCGCGACGCCGUCCAGCACAGGCUGCUGGUGCUGGUCCGGGACCACGGCGAGCCGCCGCUGUCGGCCAGCGUCACGCUGCACGUGCUGCUGGUGGACGGCUUCUCGCAGCCCUACCUGCCGCUGCCGGACGCGGCGGCGGCCGAGGCCCGCGCCGACCCGCUCACCGUCUACCUGGUGGUGGCCUUGGCGUCCGUGUCGUCGCUCUUCCUGUUCUCGGUGCUGGUGUUCGUGGCGGUGCGGCUGUGCAGGAGGAGCCGGGCGGCGUCGGGGGGCGGCUGCUCGGUGCCCGAGGGUCCGUUUCCGGGCCACAUGGUGGACGUCAGCGGCGCGGGGACCCUGUCUCACAGCUACCAGUAUGACGUGUGUCUGAGGGGAGGCUCCGGAACCGGUGAAUUCAAGCUCCUCAAGCCCAUUAUCCCUAAUCUGCAGUUUCAGAGCACAGGAAGGGAAGUAGAAGAAAAUUCCUCCUUCCGAAAUAGUUUUGGGAUAUAAUUAUUUGCUGGGAACCUAUUUAAUACGCACAUUAACUUCUAAUAUUUUUUCUUGAUUAACUAAAUCGGUUAUGCUCACCACCACCAAUAAGGCGGUGUUUAAUUUUCUCUAUUUGGCUCAUCUUCAACUUCCAGUUUUAUGCCUACCUUCACAAAUUUCCUUUCCUUCAUAUUUUAGCCAUUGAAAUAUUUUUCAGUGGAAUCCCAAUAAGUGAAAUAGGCUCUACCAUCAAAGAUGGCAUCAUUAACAUUUUUCCACUUUAUAAAUAUCUUUAUUGACUUCGUACUUCUUUUUCAUUUUAGUUUUCCUAGAACUUGUUUAGUUAUUAAAAUAAUCUGCCUGUGAUCUAUGUAUUGUUUGGUAUUCUCUUUUCCUCUAAAACUUUUUUUUUUUUUUUUGGUUUAUCGACCUCAGUUUUUAUUACAGCAAAUUUUAAGACCUAUAUUAUUUUUUUAAGUUCUAUUUUCCCUGUAUUGGUACCUGCAUAUUUAAAAUAUUUCUGUUGUGUGAUAUGAUACAUAAACCUCUAAUAAGUCUUUUCUAAAAUAAGAAGAAUCACCUCUGUAAGAUAAUGAGUGUGUGUAUAUGUUUAAGUUUGGAGACAAAAAAGCAAAGUUUAGGUGUUCCAUAGCAUCGUGUAGAAAUAUUUAAUAUUUUUGUAGUUUUAAAUUCUGGAGGAAAAAUAUCAGGGAUCCAUGUUAAGUUUUUAAUGGCUAACAACAGAGUCCCAUUCAGUUGGAAAAAAAACAAUAAGUCAUCAGAGUUUUGUAUGGCGUGGCUUUUAUGUUCAGCAAUUAGAGAUUUUGGCAGUAUUUAGCCCUUUCCCUGUACAAUAUCCCUUAAUUUAAGCUGUAUCCCUAGCUUAUGGGAAAAAUAGAGCUUCUUUCUAGAUAUUAGGCCUUUGAAUAAAAUUCUCUAUGAGGCAGAUGUUACCCUGCUGUUCUUUCAGUAGUGUUCAGAUAGGUGUUAGGGUGGUUUCUUUUUCUCCUCCCUUAUAUUUGGCACAAAGAAAUUAGAUCCCACCAGAUUUUAAUUAAGAGGGUCCUUAAAAUAAAGAUCAGUCCUUCUUUAAUUCUGUAAGUAAUUUUAAAGCUAAUACCAGAAAAACAAAGACAUAUAAAAGAAAGGAAACAGAAAUUGCUAAGAAUGAGUGAAAGAAUAGUUUUCAAAUGGUUAGGAUUUAAGGCACUGAAAGUUGUUUCAUAG
Messenger RNA from Lutra lutra (Eurasian river otter), 3971 nucleotides. RefSeq names its product protocadherin beta-16-like. Gene Ontology annotation, cellular component: plasma membrane. The record is from RefSeq and is a predicted model, not a curated record. NCBI's taxonomy places the organism in Eukaryota, Metazoa, Chordata, Mammalia, Carnivora, Mustelidae. The transcript is spliced from 2 exons. Gene Ontology annotation, molecular function: calcium ion binding. The coding region runs from base 378 to 2765 and encodes 795 amino acids. Gene Ontology annotation, biological process: homophilic cell-cell adhesion.